GUAACUGCAGUAAAAAAAAUUAGAUCGAAGUAACCGUCACUUAGAUCGGCACCUUCGAUCUAGAAUCUAGAUCUAGAUCUAGAUUUAAAUAACAUUUCCAGUCUUGCAUUGAGUUAAAAAUAAAAUGCUUCUUUGACAACCAGCGUUUUUUUUAUACUGAGAAAAUGAAGUUAAAGUAGAUCUAUAUAGAACUUGACCCAGUUUAUAUCUACUCCUACAUUUCAAUCAUGGAGUACUCGAUGAGAUUAGUGGAGAAACAUUGUUCCAAAUAUCUUAUGAUGUUUGGUGAAUGUAUUCAGCUGCAUCCACACACCUGGCAGAUAGACUGUGAUUUGGAACGAAGGAAGUUAGCGAAAUGUGCUGAAACCAAUCCUGAAAUAGUUCACAUCAAACAAGUGUGUGGGAAACAGUUUCAUGUGUAUGAAACUUGUAUGACAGAGUUCCAGUCAGAGCCAGAAAAAUGUACAGACUUUUUCAAUGUCUUCUCUUCUUGUGCUCAGGAUGCCUUAAAGACAUAUGGACUGUCUGCUAGUAAUACAAUUCCUAAUGUUGAUUCCAACUCAGAAUAGACCACCAUAAAGAGAGUGCAGAGUAAAUGGUGUGGCUACAGAACUGUUGGAGCUCCACUAGACUUUGAUUGUUAGUGACCUAGCAUUAGUUUGAGUUCAGUUGGAAUCCAGUCUGUACAGUUGUUGUUACAUCUCAUUGAAAGAAGUAAACAUCUGGACCAAGUGGAACAGUUCAUUGAAAACAUU
This is a messenger RNA of Biomphalaria glabrata, 755 nucleotides long. Its product is annotated as coiled-coil-helix-coiled-coil-helix domain-containing protein 5-like. Lineage: Eukaryota; Metazoa; Mollusca; Gastropoda; Planorbidae. The record is from RefSeq and is a predicted model, not a curated record. The transcript has 4 exons. The coding region runs from base 228 to 569 and encodes 113 amino acids.